Molecule: messenger RNA, 1041 nt
Organism: Daucus carota subsp. sativus
Lineage: Eukaryota; Viridiplantae; Streptophyta; Magnoliopsida; Apiales; Apiaceae
Product: thioredoxin domain-containing protein 9 homolog
Exons: 4
Coding region: 183-821 (212 amino acids)
Biological process (GO): microtubule cytoskeleton organization
Cellular component (GO): cytoplasm
Source: RefSeq, a predicted model, not a curated record
AUUACGAGUUGGACAAAUUUUACGAUAUAUUCUUUUGUAAGGCAAAAGAAGACGACGCCGUUCCAUAUAAGGGGUAAUUCAGAUUAUAGCAGCGUAUCAUGAUGAAUCUCCCUCCGGCCUCCAUCUCGCUCUUUUAAAUUUCAUAUUUCCGGAGAGAGAUUUGAAAUUUCUUCGAUUAAAACAUGGACAAUCCUAAAGUUCAAGAGAUCUUGGAGAAGCAAGUGUUAACAGUAGUGAAAGCGGUGGAAGAUAAGAUAGACGAUGAGAUCUCAGCUCUCGAUCGGCUUGAUUUGGAGGAUAUUGAGGUUCUCAGGGAGAGGAGGUUACAACAGAUGAAGAAGAUGGCGGAAAAGAGGCGACAGUGGGUUGCGUUAGGUCAUGGUGAGUAUACAGAGAUUCAGGCCGAGAAGGAAUUCUUUUCUGUUGUGAAAGCUAGUGAUCGUGUCGUUUGCCAUUUUUAUCGCGAAAAUUGGCCUUGCAAGGUGAUGGAUAAACAUUUGAGUAUAUUGGCAAAGCAGCACAUAGAGACACGCUUUGUGAAACUCAAUGCAGAAAAAAGUCCAUUUUUGACCGAGAAACUGAAGAUUGUUGUACUUCCUACCCUGGCCCUUGUCAAAAAGGCCAAAGUGGAAGAUUAUGUGGUAGGAUUUGAUGAACUUGGUGGGACAGAUGACUUUGGCACAGAGGAACUUGAGGAUAGGCUGGCCAAAGUUCAAGUUAUCAUUCUCGAGGGUGAAUCAUCUUUAAGGCCAUCCAAGUCCAGUGCUAAAACCAGAAGUGUGAGACAAGGAACAAAUCCAGACUCCUCUGAUUCAGAGUGACUGUGGGUUGGUGAUCGUAAAUCCAACAUCUGUUGAAAAAUCUGUAGUCUUUAGUAUCUUGCUUCAAGCCCCGAAACUUUGUUGUAUUGAGUUUCAUAAUGCAAACAAAUGUUCUAAGAUCACAAGUGAUGCAGAGUUAAAUCACAUCCCAGUACACCAGGUCUUGUGUAUCCUAUCAUAACUUUUAGAUCUUUAUCAAAGCAUUUCGUGUUAUGCUUCA